Molecule: messenger RNA, 1800 nt
Organism: Schistocerca piceifrons (Central American locust)
Lineage: Eukaryota; Metazoa; Arthropoda; Insecta; Orthoptera; Acrididae
Exons: 7
Coding region: 134-1183 (349 amino acids)
Biological process (GO): purine nucleobase metabolic process
Molecular function (GO): hydroxyisourate hydrolase activity
Source: RefSeq, a predicted model, not a curated record
AUAGAUUUUUUCGAAGGGUGUAAUUGUUGACAUGAGAGAGUAGAGUUCGUGUUCAGUAAAUAUGAGACAUGUUAUGCGAAUUUAAUUUUGUUGUGGGAAAAAGCUCUCGAAAUCACGUAUAAAAUGUCUUACUAUGGAUUAUUCAGGCGAUAGUUCUGAUGCAGAAACCUUAAGAUCUGAAUGUAUAGCCUCUCAACAAGCAGGAACUGUAGAAAAGCAAACGGAAGAUACUAGUGACAAGGCUGUCAAACGUAGGAAGAGGAGUCAGCGAUAUCGACAGGCUUACCGCGUCGAAUGGGAAUCACAACCAGAUUUCAAAGAUUUAUCUUUGGGGACGUUUCUACGGAGGUUAUCAAAAUUUGCACACAAAAAAACAUGGCAUGAACACAACUGUAGCAAAAUGUGUGAUCAGAAGCUUCACCAAGAUGGAAGCAAAAUGAGCGCUGAAACCAGAUUGCAGUAUUUACUCAUUAUGCAAAAGUCCUCAUUCAGUUGGCUGAAGAGUGUUCCAGGGGAGCCUAAUCGAGCAUUUUGCCUCUACUGUAACCGAAGCCUUCAUGCUCAUUGUUUAAGUCUUUUAAAACAUUUAUGUACAUUAAAGCACACAAGAGCUGCACAGGCCAUCGCCCCAGAGCAGUUCCCAUGUGAUAUUGGUGGAGAGAAAAAUACAGAGGCACAACAAAAUUUGAUUAGUAGUGAAGAAAGUGGAAUUGAGGCUGCAUGUCAACAAAUUAUUACCAAUAACAGAGUCAGUGUCGAGCAAAAUAUGUUGAGCACUGAAGGCAGUAUUGUAGCUGCUCAGAAGCAAAUUGCUGGUUCUGAGAUGAGCACUGCACAAGGUACUAAGAAAGGAAUUUCUACCCAUGUUCUGGACACUGCCAAAGGAAAACCUGCCAAUGGAUUGCAGGUCAGCCUUUACCGGUUGAUGGGUGGAAAAUGGACAAUUGUUUCUGAAGGAUAUACUGAUGAAGAUGGUCGAUUCAGUAACUUCCUGCAGGAUUUAGAGCUAUGUAGUGGACGAUAUAAACUACAUUUUGAUGUUGAUAGAUAUUUUGAUUCAACAAGCCAAGAGUCACUGUAUCCUUUCGUAGAGAUUGCAUUUGACGUUAAGUCGCAACAAGAUCAUUACCAUAUACCCCUGCUGUUAAGCCCUUUUGGAUACACAACAUACCGAGGGAGUUGAUAAGAAAAUUAUAACUUUCUUGGUUUAAAUCAGAAGAGACUUUUAAUAUUACUUCUUGAGUACCAUGUAUGUUGUUUAAUUUAAGACUGGAGCAUUGUGUUCUGUAUAUUUUUGUCCCAAAUGUAACAGUGUUUAAUUUUAAGUAUUCAUGUAAAGCACAGCUAAAAACAGAAAUCUAUACAUUGUUUGUUUGAGGCAUAACAUUGAUGUUUAUUUUAUAUAUCAUACAUUUAUUAAGUUAAACACCUCUUUCAGUAAGAAAUCAUUAAAUUCAUGUGGGAAUUCAAAAUGUAGUAUAUAGUGUUUGCAGUAUAGCACAAAAUGUACGUUACUUGAAUGUAGGUUCCUAAACAUUUAAUGUUAUUGUACAGUACUUCAGUUUGUACUGUUGCUUAAAUGAUUCCAAAUGUUGUAAAUGUCAAAGCCUUUUAGUGUUAUUUGUACUGUUACGUUUGUUAAUGUCAUCACAAACUCUAGCAAACUGAUGAUCGAUACCUAAUUUCUUAUUUUGUUGUAAGAAACUGUAAGAUAAUAAUCGAAACUACAUUUUGUACCCUUUAAUUUUCAUCAUUGCAAUUGAUUUAUUGUGAUAAUAAAAGUAUUCAUGCUUUAAAUUA